This is a messenger RNA of Callithrix jacchus (white-tufted-ear marmoset), 6410 nucleotides long. Lineage: Eukaryota; Metazoa; Chordata; Mammalia; Primates; Cebidae. The record is from RefSeq and is a predicted model, not a curated record.
AGGGGUGUCAGCAUCGUACCCCGGAAUUUUAGGAGGUGAUCACAGCCGGCGCGGCUGCAAGGGCCAGCCCUGGGCGGCUGAGCUAGGAAUCCCCUUUCCUUUUCUCCGAUAUUGCUCAGGCAGAGCGCUCUGUGGUCCGCAGGGUCUGGACCGGCUUCCAAACCCAGAGCAGCGUUUCUUCUGCUCGGGACCCCAGCCUCCCCUUCCCCUCCAAGCUUCUGCUUGGCACAGCAGGCAUAGCCCCGCAGGGCCCCUUCCCGGAACCUUCUAUAAAAAUGACGGGGGUCCUUCUCCAGACGGGAAAACCAGGCUCGCUACGCCUCGCCCGCACCCGCGGAGCGCCCAGCUCUCGCCAAGUCCGCCCGGAGCCGGCCUUCGAAUUCGGGAAACGCAGGGGGAGGCGGAGGAGGGUGGGACCCGCUUCCUUCCAGCAUCACACGUUUAUUUGAGGCCUACUACGUGCCAGGAACAACUGGGGUUACCACACCAGCAAACAGGCACGCAAAAUGUGACACGCAGGUAGGUCACGGCUGUGGGGAGCAGGGGAGCGGGCGACAAAUCUGAGGACGCGCGGGGGCUUGGCCCGGACGGACCCUCGACCUCUUCCACUCUGGGUCGGGUUUCCUGGACCGCAGCCUCUGGGAAAGAUGGGUUCCUUUUCAUCCCAAGCAUCAGCCCCUGGCACAUGGGAUGCGCUCAGUGCUGGCUGCGGGAAAGAAUGGGUGAUGGGCAGCGCGUACCAGUGGGCUUGCACGCCCAUUGCCGGCCCCGCGGGUCUUGGAGCCCAACCUCUGCCCGCAGCUGUGGGCGGGGAUAAGGGCAGGGGGCAGGGACGAGGCCGCAGCCGGGUCCGCCCCACCCCUCGUUUCCCUCCCCGUCCCUGUUCCCGCGCCCGCUUCCGGGCCGGUGCCGCGGCGCCUUCUGGGAAGUAUAGUCCGCGCCUACGCCGGCCGGGCAGCCGCGGCUGGAGACUCAGGGCUGAAACGUGACCACCCACCAAAGGAUGCGAGGCGCGCGGGGCGGGCUCAACGAGGCUGGAGGGGGGCCCGGGUGCGCUCAUCCCCGCCCCUCCCCCGCGGCCCAGGGCCCCGCCUCCUCCUGCGCCGACCUGGGCCGCCGCCUACGAGGGUCGCGCGCACCCGCGGCGGGGCCGCGCCGGAAACCGAGGAGUGGCGGGGAGGCUGAGUCCGGGGAUGGCGCGCAAGAAAAGUUUUGGAGGGUGUCUGAGACUGUUCCUGAGAGGGAGUGACCAUACCUGGGCCAGAGCCACAGAGGUUUGCUCAGGGAGAGUCUGCACAUCGAGGCAGGAGGUGAAGGCCAUGGGACCUCUCCCAUGGGCCUCUGGGCCGCAGGCAGGCAGUCACAGGAGGGACUGCCCCGGCACUGGUAGGUGUGACUGCAUGGGACAGGGACGGUUUUGUUUUGUUUUGUUUUUUGAGAUAGAGGCUGGAGUGCAAUGGCAUGAUCUCGGCUCACUGCAGCCUACGCCUCCAGGUUCUAGUGAUUCUCCUGCCUCAGCCCCCCAAGUAGCUGGGAUUACUGGCGCCCACCACCACGCCUGGCUAAUUUUUAUAUUUUUAGCAGAGAUGGGGUUUCACCAUAUAGGCCAGAAGCCACCACACCUGAUCUGGGACGGUUUUUAGAAUCACUGACUUGGGCGGGCAUGGUGGCUUACGCCCGUAAUCCCAGCACUUUGGGAGACCAAUGUGGGAGGACCACUUGAGCCUAGGAGUUCAAGACCAGCCUGGGCAAUAAUAUCCUGUCUUUAUUAAUUAAUUAAAAUCACUGCCCUGAGCAGAUGAAACAACUGGUGAAUUAUCUUUGCUUUAUUAGGAGCGUUUCGUUUUCUUCAGGAAUUCGUUCUUACAGAUAAAUAGUUUAACAUUCAUUCUCAACAGGAAGGACCCUUCCCAUAAUUUACCUCCUGUUUGCUUAAUUUGCACAGUUAAUUUUUCCAUAAUUUUAAAUUCAAGCUUCUUGAUGCUGGUCAUUUUCUAGUGUCUGAGGGCCACGUUAAAGUCCACUGAAGGACCAUUUUUAAAGAAACGUAGACAAAAAUGUUCCUGUUAUUUUAAGAAGCCCCAGGAUAGGAGGAGAUGUGUACAGAGACUAGGAGAUGGGGUACAGAGUGCAGGGGACUCUGGUGACCCACAGCUUCCAAGGGCAGCCCCAGGUUUCUUCUGAGCACUUCUCUAACCUGCACACAAAUGGGGUGAACAAUGGCAGCGUAUUCUCUCACAGCUCUGCAGGCCUGGAGCCCCCACGUCACAGUGUGGGCAGGGCCACACUCCCUCUCGAGGCUCUGCGCAGGAUCCUUCUUGCCUCUCGUGGCUUCUGGUGGCCCUGGGCAUUCCUUGACUUGUGGUGGCAUCGCUCCAGUCUCUGCCUGUCUUCACACAGCCUUCUUCUCCCCGUGUGUCUGUCUCUGUGUCUCUUCUGAUAAGGAUAUGAGUCAUACUGGACUAAGGGACCCCCUACUUAGGAGUAUGACCUCAUCUUAACUAAUUCCCUCUGCAGUGACCCUGUUUCUAAAUAAGGUCCUAUUUAUAGGCACGGGGGUUAGGUGUCUGCAGGGACGCAGCUCACCGCCAGCACUGUCUCCUGAGGGGAUUCCUACCUCAUACCCUGCCCCGGGCUCUGGCUAUUCUCCUGCUCCCCAGCAUGCACCUGGAGGCCCGGGCAGGGUCACCAGGUACAGGGACAUCUAGGCUGGGCCCCCUGGGAUAGAACAACCAACCCCCCCGGAGACUGUGCCUGCAGGUGUCCAUCACCUUCAAGGACUUGGCUGUGAGGUUCUCGGAGGAGGAGUGGCGGCUCCUGGAGGAGGGGCAGAGGGAGUUCUACCGAGACGUGAUGCGGGAGAACUACGAGACACUGGUGUCCGUGGAGCCUGGAGGAGCUAUUGGGGGAGGGAGCCGCACUGAUGAGGGGCAGGAGCCUGCUGGUUGCGGAGGUCCCCAGGGGGGACAGCCCCGGCACAGCCUGCACCUCACCGCCCUGGUGCAGCUGGUGAAGGAGAUCCCAGAGUUCUUGUUUGGGGAAGUCAAGGGUGCCAUGGAUAGCCCCGAGAGUGAGAGCCAGGGAGCCAGCCUGGAUGGAGAGCGAGCGAGCCCCGAGGCAGCUGUGGCAAGAGAACCUUGCCCUCUGCGAGGCCUGCUCAACUGCCUUCCGGACGGCCCUGCCAGCCAGUCCCGCCUGGCCACCACACCCACCGACAGCUCGUGCUCCAGUGGCCCACCUGGUGAUGCAGUCCAGGGAAGUCCUCUCCCUCCCAGAACUGCCAAUAAACCAUGGCCUACGAGGAAGGAAGGCCCAGGAGCCCCUGGCGGGGAGCCCAGCCCUCCGACCCUUAGCCCUGGCGAGAGGAAGAGCCAGGGAGGACAGGAGAGAGGGACCUCACAGGCCGGAAUUUCUCCUGGGAACAGCCCCUUGCAAGGCCUCAUCAACUGUCUGAAGGAAAUCCUCGUGCCUGGGCCCCAGCACCCUGAGACAUCCCCAACCUUCCUACCACCUCUGCCCAGCCUGGGCACGUCCAGGCCAUCCAAAGCAGACCUGGGGCCUGGGAGCCCACCCUGGGCAGUGAAGACAGAGGCAGCUUCAGGGGACUGUCCCCUCCAGGGUCUGCUGAACUGUCUGAAGGAGCUUCCCGAGGCCCAGGCCAGGCAUCCCAGUCCCUCAGGAGUGGGGGACCCACGACUACAGGAGGAUCCAGGGGCCUGGAAAAGAGGUUCUGGAGGGUCUGGACACCUCCUGACCCCCGCUCCCCGUCCUGGUCCUGGAGCUGGUGGCCUGGUCUCUGUGAAGAUGGAGAACAACUGGGUCCAGAGCCCCCCAGGACCCACAUCCUCUCAGCCUGGCAGACAGUCCCUCAGCCCCUCUGCCAUCAGAGACACCAGAGGAGUCUCUGGGGCCAGCUGGGGCCCUGACGCUCAAGCUGCCGGUGCCUCAAGCUCACCGCUGGAAGCCCUGGAAGCCUGUCUGAAGGGCAUUCCCCCAAGCAGGCCAUCACCUUUGCAGCCACCGGCCACCUCUUGGUCACAGAACCCCCAGCCAGGAGUCUGUGGGUCUCAGAGGCCUGAACUGCAGCCCCACAGAUCACACAGUGAAGAAGCGACCAGGGAGCCUGUUCUGCCUCUGGGCCUGCAAGGCUGUGUGAGAGAUGUCCCCGCCCGGCCCCUGGCCCCCCGAGGAACCCCCACCAGCUUUUCCUCAUCCAGCAGCACCGACUGGGACCUGGAUUUUGGGAGCCCUGUGGGGAGUCAGGGGCAGCAGGCUGGAAAAGGAAGCCCACCAGGAAGCUCCCCGCUGCAGGGUCUGGAGAACUGUCUCAAGGAGAUAGCUGUGCCUGCGCCAUGGCCUGCCUGGCCCUGCUCCUCAGCAGCAGACAGGGGACCGAGGAGAGUAGAGCCCAGGACCUGGACAGCAGACAAGGAAGGACUGAGGGCCGAGGCCUGUGAGUCAGCCCGUCUCGGGCAGGGUGGGGGAGAAGCGCCCACCCGGAGCCUCCAUCUGGCCAGCCCACAGGUGUUCACCUCCAGCUGCGUCCCUGCCUGCCAACAGCGGGGGCUCAAAGACCCCGGGGCCACCAGGCCACGAGUGUGGAGGUGGCUCCCAGAGGGGCCUGCCCCCAAGCCCUCCCCGCUGCACUGUCUGGAGAGCGCCCUGAGGGGGAUCCUGCCUGUGCGACCCUUACGCUUUGCCUGCGUGGCAGGCACCAGCCCCAGCCCUGGCUCCAGCUCCAGCUCCAGCUCCAGCUUCAGCGGCUCUGAAGGAGAAGACCUGAGGCCAGAGCCUGAACUCUGGAGGCCGCUCCUCCAGGAGAGGGACCGCCUUCCCAGCUGUAAGCCUCCUGUUCCUCUGUCCCCAUGCCCCGGUGGGACUCCCACUGGCAGCAGUGGCAGCAGCCCUGGUGAAGACCCCAGGAGAACAGAGCCCAGAUACUGCAGCAGCCUUGGUGCAGGUGCAGCUGGGGAUCCCUGCCCUGUUUCUCGGCUGGAGAAAAGGCCUGGGCCCAGGGUUAGUGAAGCAUCCAGAGGCUUGGAGCCUGGACACAGAAGACCCAGAGUUGCAGCCAAGACCCAUGGGCAGCUGCUUCCCCAGGGCCCGCCUGAGCCGCCCCGUGAGUCUCUGGCUCCGGAGCUGCCCCCUCUGGAAGCCGCACCUCCUGCUUUGCCAGUCAUGUCCCCGCAGCCGCCGUGCCCCUGUGGGAAGCCCCUGCAGCAGGAGCUGCACAGCCUUGGUGCUGCCCUCGCAGAGAAGCUGGAUCGGCUCGCCACAGCGCUGGCAGGCCUGGCUCAGGAGGUGGCCACCAUGAGGACCCAGGUGAAUCGGCUGGGGAGGCGCCCCCAAGGCCCUGGGCUGAUGGGCCAAGCUUCCUGGAUGUGGACCCUCCCUCGGGGACCUCGCUGGGCUCAUGGCCCUGGUCACAGACACCUACCCUACUGGAGGCAGAAGGGCCCCACCAGGCCUAAACCGAAGAUUCUGCGCAGCCAGGGAGAGGGCUGCAGGGCUGGUGACCGGCCAGGACUCUCCAGAGGGACCGCUCACCUGGCACCUCUGCUGCCUCCAGAUGCUCCGCCGGCAGAAGCUCCAGGGCUCCACCGCAGCCCUUCCCAGCAGCUGCGGUCCUCCGCACCCAGCUGCCACACGACACCAGCAGCACACUCCCUCCUGGGACAUGCCGGGGGCCGCCAGAGUCCCGUUCCCCCUUUAGUGCCCGCUGCCUUACCCCCGCAGGGAGCCUCUCCUGCCACCAGUGCGGAUACAGACAUGCCGAACUCGAGAGUGGCACCAGCCGGGAUCCCAGACCGGCCCAAGGAGCCGAGCAGCCUGCUGGGAGGAGUCCCAAGAGCCCUCCAGGAGGAACUGUGGGGCGGGGAGCACAGGGAUCCAAGGUGGGGGGCGCAUUAAUGGCAUUCCUCAUCCCCACCUCUGCUUAUUCUUGCUGAGGGUACAGUGGUGUCGUGGAAGCCCCGUCACCCGACCCCAGGCCACCCUCCCAGGGGAUGCAAUCUCUCUUCCUGUUGCUGGGAGCCCUGCCCUUUGUCCCAACUGUGCAGAUACCGCAGGUGCUGUUUGCUCGGGAGGCUGCUGUGGGGCUGCCUUGCUCAGCCUCUGUCUGGCCUUCCUGGGAUUCAAUCCAACGCUGCUUCCCUCUCCUGUCCUUCCCACUGGAACUGCCCAAGCUUGUACGUGGGUGGUGUGCGCAGGCCAUGUGCGCCCCACACAGCUAGAGCAGCCAGGAGAGUGCCUCCUAACCACCAGCCAUUCCUGAUCCCAGGAGCCAUGAAGAGCUGGACUCUUGCCUUCUUGGAGUAAAUAUGGGCACAGAUUUCAUUUGGCAGAACUCAGCCCUUUGGUCUAAGCUGGACUUACCCCUGUGGAUUCCGAAAUUAAAGACGUGACUAGCU